Messenger RNA from Acyrthosiphon pisum (pea aphid), 585 nucleotides. RefSeq lists its product as uncharacterized. Bases 21 to 398 code for a protein of 125 amino acids. The transcript is spliced from 3 exons. The record is from RefSeq and is a predicted model, not a curated record. Lineage: Eukaryota; Metazoa; Arthropoda; Insecta; Hemiptera; Aphididae.
GCGGCGACCGUAAUCGACUAAUGGCGACCAACCGCAGCGCGAAUAGAGUCAGCCGGGGGAUCUGGACGUCGCUCCGCGAUUCCUUUGGGUGCACCAAGGCGGUGCGUUCUUAUUUGGACCCGAGUAUACUUCUGCGUAGGCAUCAAAUAGGAGUGAAAGACUUAGCCGCUGGAGAUAUGUCCGUACCACCACCACCGCCAUUGCCACCACCAAUGUAUUUUUCUGGAGAAACAACUCAAGGUGGUCCAGACCCAUCACUGCUUACACCAAUGUUGCACAGUGGACACAUUCCAGCAUUUCGAAUAAAAACCACGGCUAAGGACAUGAAUGGUUGCGCGAAGGCAUAUAGCUUGUUGCAGAAGAAAAUGGCGUCAAAUGUUCUUAUCAAAAAUUACUAGCGCUUUUAGCGAAUUUGUGAUGUACUAUAAGUUUUCAUAUUAUUUUUCAAAUCCCGGGUUUUUUCAAAUAAAAUUGAUGAAUAAUAUUAAUUAUUGUUUAUUGAUAACUAGUACCGUUUACCGCAAAUAAAUGAGUAUUUAUGAUUUAGUGGACUUUUUGAUAGUAAUAAAGUAGUACAUAUUUAAA